Kogia breviceps (pygmy sperm whale) is the source of this 6200-nucleotide messenger RNA. The record is from RefSeq and is a predicted model, not a curated record. NCBI's taxonomy places the organism in Eukaryota, Metazoa, Chordata, Mammalia, Artiodactyla, Physeteridae.
UGCUUUCGUCUUUUGGAAAGAAAAAUGCUCUAUUUUUUGUGCUUGUGAUUCUUCUUAACUUCUCUUGCCAUAGUGAUGUUUUCGGGAAUAAGCCAUUUUUCCUUUAAGAGGGACAGGAAACUUCUGUGGAUUUGCGGAUGUAAGAAUCAUUUGGUGGCCUGACCUGGGCUGCUGUGAGUUAGAUUGUUUUAGGACAGUUUACUUAUUGAUUCUAGUUCUCUUUCUCAUUCUUAGCCAGACUCCUUGUUGAAAUUUGAGGAGGGUGCUGUCUUCUCAGAGAGCCUGGCUGGAGAAGACUGAAGGUCAAGGUUAGAAGCCUGAGUGAUUCCCCCCAGAACGUGGAUGAUGGCCUCGGAGGUGCCGAGAGUAACCACUCCCCUGAGCCCCUUAGUUCAUGUCCCUGAAGAGGAAGAUGACCAGGAGGAGGAGGUCGCCACCAUGAUCCUGGAAGACGACUCCUGGGUGCAGGAAGCUGUGCUGCAGGAGGAUGGCCCUGAGUCGGAGCCCUUUCCCCAGAGCGCCGGCAAGGGCAGCCCCCAUGAGGAGGUGGCCGGAGGGCCACAGGGUGCCCUUGGCCGUCUUCGAGAGCUCUGCCGGCGCUGGCUGAGGCCAGAGGUGCACACUAAGGAGCAAAUGCUGACCGUGCUGCCAAGGGAAAUUCAGGCCUGGCUGCAAGAGCAUCGGCCCGAGAGCAGCGAGGAGGCGGUGGCCCUGGUGGAAGAUUUGACCCAGACCCUUCGGGACAGUGAUUUUGAGAUCCAGAGUGAAAAUGGGGAGAACUCUAACCAAGACAUAUUUGAGGAUGUUGAAUCACAUGAAAUGUUCUCCAAAAUGCCUGAAGGGGAAGGCAUUGCACAAUCUGACUGGGAAAGUGACUUGGAGAGAGACUGCAGCUCCCGGGGGCCCCGGGGAAACACCCCGGGGGAGGUGCCACCCCAGGGCAGGGAAGUUGGACAGCUCAUAGGCCUUCAGGGCACCUACCUGGGUGAGAAGCCCUAUGAGUGUCCCCAGUGUGGGAAAACCUUCAGCCGGAAAUCCCACCUCAUCACGCAUGAGCGGACCCACACAGGAGAGAAAUACUACAAAUGCGACGAGUGCGGAAAAAGCUUUAGCGAUGGUUCCAACUUCAGUAGACACCAAACUACUCACACCGGGGAGAAACCUUAUAAGUGCAGGGACUGUGGGAAAAGCUUCAGCCGGAGUGCAAACCUCAUAACCCACCAGAGGAUCCACACGGGAGAGAAACCCUUCCAGUGCGCCGAGUGCGGCAAGAGUUUCAGCAGGAGCCCCAACCUCAUCGCCCAUCAGCGGACUCACACGGGGGAGAAACCAUACUCAUGCCCCGAGUGCGGCAAGAGCUUUGGCAACCGGUCCAGCCUGAACACGCAUCAGGGGAUCCACACGGGAGAGAAACCCUACGAAUGUAAAGAAUGCGGCGAAAGCUUUAGUUACAACUCCAACCUCAUCAGGCACCAGAGGAUCCACACAGGAGAGAAGCCGUACAAGUGCCCCGACUGCGGACAGAAGUUCAGCCAGAGCUCGGCCCUCAUCACCCACCGGAGAACUCACACGGGAGAAAAACCUUAUCAGUGUAGCGAGUGCGGGAAGAGCUUCAGCCGCAGCUCCAACCUGGCCACGCACCGGAGGACCCACCUGGUGGAGAAGCCCUACAAGUGCGGGGAGUGCGGGAAGAGCUUCAGCCAGAGCUCCAGCCUGAUUGCACACCAGGGGAUGCACACGGGCGAGAAGCCCUACGAGUGCCUGACAUGUGGGGAGAGCUUCAGCUGGAGCUCCAAUCUCAUCAAGCACCAGAGGAUCCACACGGGUGAGAAGCCCUACAAAUGCAGUGAGUGUGGGAAAGGCUUCAGCCAGCGCUCCCAGCUGGUGGUGCACCAGAGGACCCACACGGGUGAGAAGCCCUACAAAUGCCUCAUGUGCGGCAAGAGCUUCAGCCGGGGCUCCAUCCUGGUCAUGCAUCAGAGAGCCCAUCUGGGAGACAAGCCAUACAGGUGUCCCGAGUGCGGGAAAGGCUUUAGCUGGAAUUCAGUCCUCAUCAUACACCAGCGAAUCCACACUGGGGAGAAGCCCUACAAAUGCCCCGAGUGUGGCAAAGGCUUCAGCAACAGCUCCAAUUUUAUCACACAUCAGAGAACUCACAUGAAGGAGAAACUUUACUGAAGGGGCAGAGAGGGAAGGUGAGGGACUGGCCCAGGAGGGCACUUGCCACUCUGCCCCCAGACAGGGAUGUGUCGGUAGAAGAGCCAUCCUUCCUAAAGGCUUGUUGGGGAUCUUUGCCAGAAUCUUACCCCUGCUCACCCUCAUUUCUAGGAUCCCAUCGUCUUAGUGGUCAGAGUCAAACCCCAAGAACAGCGUAGGAAUGGAAGGUCGGAAAGCUGGGGCUUUUUCUGUCACGUUUCUCGACUUGAUUGGCUCCUUCUCUCUUGAUCCUCUAUGUCCCAGUUUCCUCUUUGGUAGAGCAGGGGGGAUAUUUCUCCGUGUGGAACGGAAGACAGCAUGGCCCACAUUUUAGAGAAAUACCAGAAACCUGUUGGUGUUGUCUGGUUGUUCUGCUGCCAGUUGUUGGGCUAAGGUGCCUUCACCCAAGCUGCUAGCAUCCCAGGGCCCCUGCCAUGGCAGAACUGGCCCUUCCUGCCUUUGUGUCCUGGGGUUUGAUUUCGGGUCAAGGUGGAGGGGCUUCUCCAAUUCUGAGUCAUCUGCAUGAAGCUAAAGCCCUUUUCUCGUUCUAGAAAGUGUCAGGAAUACCAAAACACGAGGGAGUCUGGCCCAGAACCAGUGUCCCAGUACCUUUCCAUUGAUAGGAGUUGCCCAGGGCCUACCAGGGAAGGCAUUAACGGAGGAGAUGUAUGUGUUUGCUCUUGUCUCUGAUUACUGUCCUGGGGUAAGUCGGCUGUGGGUCGGCGGGGACACAUUUAUUCUUGCAGCGUUUCAGUUUUUGAGUGUGAGGUGAAGUCAGAGCCACCAGCUGCCUCCCCCUGGUGAAUGGUAUUUCUGUUUUGUUCAGGGUGAAACAGUCCUGCACUCUGCAGGGUCGCCUUGUGUCUUUACCCCCCAGAUACAUGGCCCCUUAGUCAUCACUCUGUGCACUUGUCGUUUUUAUCUUAUAUAUGCAGAUCUAGAAUUCUGUCUGGUAGCUUUUGUAUACAAAGAACUUUAUUUUUAAGGAAGUGUUGAUUUUGAGGACACAUCACCUGUACCCUGGAGAGAUUUGGGCUUGAAUCAAGAGUUGUCCUACAGAUGUCACCCUUGAUCUUGGGAUGCUACCAGGGCUUUGUUCUUGGGUCCUUGAGCUGUGAAACAGUAAAGACAGGAUGAUAGCAGGGGAAGGGGUUUGUUAGGAGGGAAGAGGAAGGUAAAUAGGCUUUUCUCUCCUACACAUAGGGCCUGUACUCAGAACGCACCUUGGUUCUUACAGGGUGGAUGCUCCAAAUUGCCUAAUAAAGUAGAGUCCCACUCUUUUCCUGAGUCUGUCUUUUCACAUGUGUUAAAAACCCGAACUUGACAAACCCAUAUCUCACUUCCCCACCCCACCCACCUCCUGCCCCAGGCUGGAAGUGGUCCAAGACCUUUAGGGGGAAAGAAAUCACUUGCUUCAAAGAGCACACGUUUGGGGGAGCCUAGUCCUGUGUGCUUGACCAGUGCACACACCUCUCCACUGCUCUUUGCUAACUCUGCAUCCAGUCUGUCAACCAACACUUGGAGCGGCAGCUUUGGCUGAGCUGCCAGAUGAUUCCCAGUGGUCUCCUUGGGAGGCCAUCUCCAUCCAGAAUCAACUAAGUUAGACACAAGGAAGCUCUGGGCAGUAGCAGCUGUUACACCAAACCACGUAGGCUGUGAAAUCCCCGUCACCGAUUCCAUUCCUUCACUUACAGGGCAAACAUUUACUGAGGGCGUGCAUACCAUCACCAUGCUAGGUGCUGGAGAAAGGUUGUGAACAAGAAGUUCCAUUACCCGUCGUCAUGCCGCUUUACUAGGAGAAAGAUUUCCAUCUGUCUGGGAAGAUUCAAGAGCUGCCCUGCCUGUAAGGGAGAGUGGACAGGAGGGUUUCCUAGGUGGCAUUCAGUUCUGGAACUUGGGUUGUAGAAGAUAGUGGUUUUUCUCUUUCCCUUAAGCUUAACUUGAGAAAAGAAUAGAUAUUAAGGUUUUUAAACCUUUCUAACGAAAUUUCUUUUUUUAUUCCUCCCUACCUGGUAUAAACACAAAAUGUCCCGGAAAGAAAGGAAACCAGAUUAGCUGAAAUUGCAGAAUUAGACUGGAACCAGGUUGGGGAAAUGACAAAUGGUGGUUCUAGAAAGGUUGAGAGCCCACUGCUUCCUGUCCUGCUUGCACCUAGAGGGGGUCUGCAGAGGCAAGGAGGGGUCUUCACGCCAGAUGUGUCAGAUGGAAGGACACAGCCUUCUUCCCCUCAAAAAACAUCAAGAAGCCCCAGCCCCCCCGGCAGAUCUGCCUCUGCCACAUCUUUGUUCACAACUCAAUUACACCUGUGUCUCUGUAAGAAAGACUAUUUCCCCUUCAAGGUACAUAUAUUUAAGGACCGAGUUUUUGUUACCAGUUUGUUUCUAAGUUCAUGGGAACAGCCUUGGGACCAUUAAAAACCUACAGUAAAUGGUUUUUUUUUUUUUUAAGGAAUCUGCUUUACCCUCAGCGUGGCCCCCAAGCCCACCUCAGCAAGUCUUUCACAUGACUUUGGUCACUUCCCUCUCCCAGGCCCCACAGUGGCUGCCCUGUACCCAUUGGCCCUCAGACCCACACCAGCCCCCAGGCUCUGCUCACCUCUGAGAACCUUGAACCUGCCAAGUGUGGCCUCCCUCAGUGUCCCAACCAACAAACUUCUGUGUAUCAAACCCUGUCACUUCCUUGCCUCCGGGCUCAGCCGAGAUGUGUGCUUUCGGUUUCAUAGUCAUCUGUCUCCACCUGUCACUUGCCUCCACCUCCCUCCAGGACUCAGGACCUUGCUCAUCUGCUAUUUCCUCUCUCGAUUUCCGGUCUAUCCCUCUCUACUGGCUUCUUCCUGCAACUUACCUCCUGCCCUUGUUCCUAGAGCCUCAAACUUGCAUGUUCAGAACUCAAGUCCCCCACCUGCCUCCCUUGAUCAGGGUGCUGGUUCCACAGGUGUGUUUCCUCGUUGUGAGUAGCACUGCCCUCCACUCGUUGUCACCCAACCCAAAAACCUAGGAGUCGUCCAAGACUCGUCUUCCCUCGAAUCCCUUAGAGCCAGCCGUUUGGGAACCAAGCCCUUCUCAACUUUUCCCAGCCCCGACCCCCCGGCCUAGUUCAAACCCCUGCCUGACACUGCAGAAGCCCUCUUCCUGGUUCCCCAAGCUCCCUCUGGCCCUGCUUCCCGCUACUCCAUCCUCUGUGUUGUAGCCAGAGUGAGCGUCCUUCCACAGCAAAGAACUGAACCUGUCACUACCUAGCUUAAACCCUCUGGGGCUCCCCCAUCCCCCUAAGGAGGCCACAGUCCUUGGAGGGCAGAUGAGGUCUUCCUGAUGGGGGCCUCUGUGGAACCUCACGUUCAUACCUGGCCUUGCCCUCGUCACUGCACCUCUAUGCCCUUGACCAUCCUCACCCCCUGGCAGCUCCCCUCAAUGUGCCCUGCUGGGCCUCGUCUCUCUGCUUACUCUGCUCCCUCUUCUGGAUUGCUGGGCUGCCCCGUCUGCCCAGGGCACACCUGCACAUCUUUGAAGACUCAGCCUGGGUACCACCCCCUUCGUGAGGUCUUCCCUGCGCUUGCCUGGCAGACGUGUCCCUGUCCACCACACCCCUGAGCUCUCCCAUUUCGGUGCCUGUGACUCUCACUGCAUUGACCUGUUACGUGAUUCUGCCCUGUCCCUCUUCGAGUUUUUAUGCUCACAUCGCUACCGAGGUUCCAAACUCUCUCUCCACCACUCACAGCAGGGCCUGGCAUGUGAUAAGAAGUCAAUAAAUAUUUGCCAAUUGGAUUCUCUCCAUACAGGUGUAUGUAAAUGCAAGAGGCAGAUGGAGCCCAAAAUUCUGACCUGGAAAAUGGGUUAGGUUUCCUACACUUCCCUUUGGUAAGAUGAUUAAGUUAGUUUUAACUUCAGUGACCUUUCACCUCAGUUACAAUUUAUUGGUAUCAGUGAAUGGAGACACAGCGAAAGACAUUUAUAAAAACCAACCCACCAACCAGAAUCCUAACGAAAAAGCUUUUCUUUUCAAAA